This is a messenger RNA of Coffea arabica (coffee), 2809 nucleotides long. Its product is annotated as patatin-like protein 2. Gene Ontology annotation, biological process: lipid metabolic process. Gene Ontology annotation, molecular function: glycerophospholipase activity; monoacylglycerol lipase activity. NCBI's taxonomy places the organism in Eukaryota, Viridiplantae, Streptophyta, Magnoliopsida, Gentianales, Rubiaceae. The record is from RefSeq and is a predicted model, not a curated record.
CCCAACCAUCCCUUGGUUUCCUCCACCCUGACGAGCCUUUAUCCUUCCUCGCAUGAUCUCCUUCAGUUCCCCUUUCCCAUUCCUGAGCUUCCUAAUACUCCCUCCACUCCCUCAACGCUUUCUCCACUGCCACCCUUGGGUCUCCAUUCCUUUCCUCAAACUGUCUUGCAUUCCUGGACUUCCAAAUUUGCCACAGCAAGUUGACGGUCAGAGUAAUACGCUCCCGCCCAUUUUCCUCCUUUGCUGCCCCCUUUAAUUCCUCCCACCAGUGCCAGAACCUGUUUGAAAACAACUCCAGCCCAUCCCAAUUCAGUGGAGCAGCCUUCCAUAUCACCUUGGCGUGGUCACAUAGAAACAAACAGUGUUCUAUAGUCUCUGUGCUCUCCCCACAGCAUUUAUCAUUAAUUUGUAUGAUCUUUUAUUCCGUUAAUUUUGCUAACUUUAUUAUUAAUUAGACUUAAGUGAAACAGGCUUGAGAGUUUAAAGUGCAAAGUGUGUAAAAUUGCGAGGUUAGGAUCCAAAAUUUAAAUUUGGGUUGCAAAGUAGAAAAAAUAGAAGAAGUUUGGAGGUAGGAAGUGGAGUUAAUCCUUAUAUUUAGUGGGCUUUACUUUUCUCUUGAUUUCGUUUUCGUGGCUGCUGAAAACAUUGACAAGCUUUCUCUCACAAAUUUUUAGACAUAUAAAAAAGAAAACACCAUCCUCGUACCGUGGAGGUUUUCUAAAAGAUUACUUUUACGACCAUAACCUAAAAUCCUUAGCCGAUCAAAGACAAAAUUACGAGGAAGUUUCCUGUUAGGUUCAUGAGUAAAGGCUUGUAUCCCAUAUUGAAUCCGAGAGAUGUAGAAAGAGCGGUUAAUAUGUAAGUAAGAACUCAAGACCUAAUAACUUAAGCUUUUGGAUCAGAGUUGGAUUCCUAACUUACAGUGUUGGACUAGAUGUGUCAUGGGUUUGGCAGGGGGUCCGGUUGAUAUUAAACUAAGGAGCUAGGGUUGGCAGGGUCUAGAAUGCAGUUUGAAUAUUGAAAAAAAGUGGAUCCAUGUUUGAGAGAAAAAGUGACCUUGAUGAUAGAAAAAGGUGACUCUUUGAUGAACUCUCUCGAGGUGUUUUUUUCAAACAUUUCCUAGAGUUUUGAGGGUUAUAAAGGCACUAAGAUACUUCACGGGCAACAAAGCAAGAGACUUAAAAUUCUUAUCUUGUUUUUCCACAAACCAAGGCAAUCAUUCUCUUUCCUUACUCAGCAAAAAAAUUGAUCUCCAAAAGUCAGGUACAGUACAACCAGUUACAACUUACAAUGGAGAGGGUACUAUCAUCUCUUCUCCCCAUGCAGGCCCCGACGUAUGGAAAUCUAAUCACAAUCCUUAGCAUAGAUGGAGGUGGCAUUAGAGGACUGAUUCCUGGCGUAAUCCUUGAGUACCUUGAAUCUCAACUUCAGGAGCUGGACGGGGAGGAUGCAAGACUUGCAGAUUACUUUGACGUGAUAGCAGGAACAAGCACAGGUGGCUUAAUAACUUCAAUGUUAGCCGCUCCAGAUGAAAACAAGCGUCCUUUAUUUGCUGCUAAAGACAUCAAGCCCUUUUAUCUUGAAAACGGCCCUAAGAUAUUCCCCCAGAAGUGGGGCAGACUCGCAUCAGUAAGAAGUGCUUUGAAAGCUGUGUUCGGACCCAAGUAUGAUGGCCGGUAUCUUCACCAAGUUGUGAGGGAGAAACUGGGCGAGAUUCGGUUGCAUGAAACCCUGACCAAUAUCGUUGUUCCAACUUUUGAUAUCAAGAAUUUGCAUCCCACAAUUUUCUCAACUUAUGAGGCCAAGGAAAAGAAAUCCAUGGAUGCUCGUCUAUCCGACUUAUGCAUCAGCACAUCUGCAGCUCCAACUUAUCUUCCUGCAUAUUACUUCCAGAAUCACGAUGAGCUCGGAAAUGUUCAAGAGUUCAAUCUUAUCGAUGGUGGUGUUGCCGCAAAUAAUCCGGCUUUGGUUGCCAUAGGCCAAGUAACUAAACAGAUCUUCCGCGGAAAUCCAGAUUUCUUCCCAAUUAAGCCCACGGAUUACGGCCGUUUUCUAGUGAUUUCAAUAGGCACAGGAUCAGCAAAAGUUGAGGAAAGAUACAAUGCAGCAAAGGCUGCCAAAUGGGGUGUUUUCGGGUGGUUAAUUAGCGGUCAUUCCACUCCCUUAGUGGAUGUUUUCACGGAAGCCAGUGCAGAUAUGGUUGAUUUGCACCUUUCUGAAGUCUUCCAAGCUCUUCACUCCGAAGAUAAUUACCUUCGCAUUCAGGAUGAUACAUUGAUCGGGACGGUUUCUUCGGUUGAUAUCGCAACAAAGAAGAAUUUGGACAACUUGGUUAUCACAGGUACCCAACUGCUGAAAAAAUCCGUUUCUCGGGUCAAUCAGCAGACUGGUGCAGUUGAGACAAUAGCAAAUGGCGGUACAAACGAGGAAGCUCUAAAAAGGUUCGCAAGGUUGCUUUCUGAGGAAAGAAGACUACGGGAGCUUAGAUCUCCUUUAACCAGCAAAGCUGAAAAACCUCCACCCCUCACUUAAUCAUGCAAUGCCAAAAACCAUCCAUUUAUUGUUACAUUUAUUUUUUUUACCCAACUUUGUAAUCCAUGUCAUUUCUUCUUCUUCUUCUUCUUCUUUUUUUUUUUUUUUUGUGGUCUCUGUACCUCAAUUUCUUCAUCAUUAAACAAACUCCCCCAGCAUAUUACAUAAAUAAUGUAUCUAAGCAUCUUUUAUUUUGUUCAAGAAUAAAGUGAAGUGUAAAUUUCUGUGGAUGUCAACUUUCAAAUUUCAGCUAUAAGCCAGAUACUAAAUUCCCUCU